AUGGAUUAUAAACUGUAUUGUUAUAAAAAAGACAACGGCUCUUAUUUAUUACACUUUUAUAAUGAUAAAGGACUACACUUAAGCAAGGUUAAAGAAAUGUUUUCUGCGUUCGGUACAGUUUUAUCUGUGUACAAUCGUGGAGAAGUCAAUGGGUUAUGUUUUGUAAUAUGUGCAACCUUUGAAGAUGCUAAACGUUGUCUGGAUGGCAUUCAACAUGAAGGCAACAUUAAGGAUAUAAAUAAAAAAGAAAAUCCUAAACAAUUAGCUACAUGCAGCUCAAAGGAUGGAAGCUUGGAUUCUGUCAGACUUUUUGCUAGAAGUGGACAAAAAUUUGGAUCAAACAGUUCAAUUUCUUCGAUACACAGUGAUAAAACUCGAACAAGAUGUAAAAACAUAUUUGAUAAAACGGACAUUCCAGCUCUGAUGCCUGUUAACAAUACUCCUAGAAUAAACAGUUAUCAAUCACCUUCGUCUUCUGUAAAGGUUAUUCCAGCAGAAGAAAUAAUUGUAGCUAAUAUUCAUCCAAGUUUAAGUGUACAUUAUAUAUUACAUCUUUUUGAAAAAUAUAAUCCUAUAUCCGUAUCACAUAUGAUGAUGACACCAAUGUCAAAAAUAAGAUACUGUCAUGUUUACUACGAAACAUUUCAGAAAGCUUUCGCAACUAUGCAAGAAUUUGAUACGUAUUGCCUAUGUGGAGAAAAUCUCAUUGUUUUAACUAAAAAACGCUUGAUUGAAGAAGCUGUUCAAUUAUGA
Molecule: messenger RNA, 753 nt
Organism: Habropoda laboriosa
Lineage: Eukaryota; Metazoa; Arthropoda; Insecta; Hymenoptera; Apidae
Exons: 2
Coding region: 1-753 (250 amino acids)
Molecular function (GO): nucleic acid binding
Source: RefSeq, a predicted model, not a curated record